AUGCGGCUGUUUGCACUUGAGUUCAAGUUUGAGUUCAGAUCUUUGUGGUCAGACAAAACGAGAUUGAUAUUGGGAUGUGUCGAUCCUAGUUGCAACUGGAAGAUGCGUGCAACGAAGCUCAAGUCAUCUGAUUUCUUUGUAGUGAUUAAGUAUAUGGGAGAACACAAUUGUGAUAGAACGUACAGGAAUGCAGACCACAGGCAAGCCACUGCAAAACUUCUUGGUUCGUUUAUCUGCAGUCAUUUUGCAGAAAAGAAGGCUGGACUCAAGCCAAAACAGAUAAUUGAGAGAGUUAGAUUAGAUCAUGGUGUUCAUAUAAAAUACAAAAAAGCUUGGAGAGCAAAAGAGGCAGCUCAGAUUUUGGUUAGAGGAACUCCUGAGGACAAUUACCACAACAUAGCAAAAUGGUUGUUCAUGGCUAAGGAAAGAAAUCCAGGAUCAAUUGUUUAUCUUGAGAGGGAUUCUGGUAAUAAGUUCAAAUAUGUGUUCAUUGCAUUCGGUCCAUCGAUAAGAGGUUUUGAUUUGCUGAUAAGAGUGAUUGUAGUAGAUGGUACCUUCUUGAAAGGGAAAUUUAAGGGAACUUUAUUAGUAGCUACAACACAAGAUGGAGAUCAUCACCUAUACCCGAUAGGCUUUGCUAUUGUUGAUUCAGAAAAUGAUAAAUCUUGGAAUUGGUUUUUUAUGUGUCUUCGUACUAUCAUACCUGAUGCACCAGAUUUGGUGUUUGUCUCUGAUCGUGCAUCGUCCAUUGCAAAAGCACUUACAGAUUUGUAUCCAGCAUCACAUCACGGAAUCUGCAAAAUACCACCUUGGAAGCAACAUCAAAAGUUUGCUAAAAUAUUCAUCCAGAUUCAAGAUGCAAAUCCUAAGUUGGCUGAGUAUUUACAAAAAGCUGAUUUCAGAAAGUGGGCUCGUUCCAAUGUUCCUUCAAAUCGUUACAAUAUUAUGACAACAAACAUUGUAGAGUCAUUUAAUUCGAUGUUGAAAGAACCACGAGAGUUGUCAGUUCUUUCUCUUCUGGAGACAAUCAGGUUAACUUUGACUUCGUGGUUUCAUGAGAGACGUGAAAAGGCUACUAAACAUGACAAGCUUGUCACGCCGCAAGUAGUGAAGAAGUUGGUAUUAAGGUUCUCAGAUGCAAUGAAACUUGACGUUUUCCAAGUUGAUGAAGACGAGUUUGAGGUGAAGGACAACAUUAACAAGUUUAUUGUUCACUUGAAGAACAUGCAUUGCAGUUGCUGUGUUUUUGACAUCGACAAAAUUCCGUGCAUUCACGCCAUUGCUGCUGCGAAGCGUUCAAAUAGGGAUGAAAACCAGUUUGUUCAUAUUUGCUAUUGGACUGGGACAUGGGCUAAAGUAUAUGCUGAAAGCAUACACCCGAAUGGAGAUAUAAAUGAUUGGACUUUCCCUGAUGUUAUAGGCGAAUUCUUUUGUGCACCUCCAUUUAGUAAGCCAAACAGUGGGAGACCACCAAAAAAAGAAAGCGAUCUGUUGGAGAAUUUGGGGUGCCAGGUUCGAAGUCUCAGAGCCACAAGUGCAGUAGAUGUGGCACAUCAGGACACAAUAAGAGUACAUGCCGACUUACCAUAUGAUUAUUGGUGUGGUAGAGGAUGA
Camelina sativa (false flax) is the source of this 1614-nucleotide messenger RNA. The record is from RefSeq and is a predicted model, not a curated record. NCBI's taxonomy places the organism in Eukaryota, Viridiplantae, Streptophyta, Magnoliopsida, Brassicales, Brassicaceae.